Molecule: messenger RNA, 7759 nt
Organism: Myripristis murdjan (pinecone soldierfish)
Lineage: Eukaryota; Metazoa; Chordata; Actinopteri; Holocentriformes; Holocentridae
Gene: nrxn3b
Product: neurexin 3b
Exons: 23
Coding region: 634-5733 (1699 amino acids)
Source: RefSeq, a predicted model, not a curated record
GCUGCCUUUCCCUCUACCGCGCAUCACUUGUAAUAACCUUCCCAUCACCAGCAUCAACAUCUCACCGCCCCGGGCAUAUAAUCAUUCAAAUUAAACGCUUUUUGGAUGGGAUUUUUUCUUGGGAUUAUCAUAAUUUGUUACACCUAUACAUAAAAGCGUCCGGAGCCAUCUCUCUGCGACAAAAAAAGUUCCAUCAGAGGUGUGCCUGCGGUUGGAGAUCAAAUCAUGGGGCAUGGCUCUGAAAUGGAACCAAUGAUGGAGUUAGUGUGCUUCAAUCCAGGAGGUCGCCUCAAAGAGAAAUCGUCGAAUGCAGCUCUGAAUCACUGACAGAAAACGCAGAGGAUCAGCUUCAUCCUAGCACUUACAUCUGUCCGCUUUAUGUCGAAACUGGAUAUUUUUCCAUAUAUUGCUUCUUAGACUCAGCUGAAAAGAUUAGAUUUUGUCUAUUAUCAACAAUAGUGCUGCGUCAUAAAUAAAAACGGAUAUUGCAUUUGCUACUUGACUGAUUAUCCAUAUGGGAUAUAACAUUCAACAGAUAAAUCUUGGAGCCCAGACAUAAUCAGAUGUUGUUAACACUCUGAGGAUCUAUCCCUGUUUCUAACCCUACACCGGUGCGCCCUAUCAUUCUCUACCAUGAAUCCCAUGAGUCUGCCAGGGCAUGUCUUCCUGCUGCUCAGUACCAUGCUGGGCCUGAGUGCAGGCAUGGAGUUUACUGGCUCUGAAGGCCAGUGGGCUCGCUACCUGCGAUGGGAUGCCAGCACCAGAAGUGACCUGACUUUCCAAUUCAAGACAUCAGAAUCCGACGGCCUGCUGAUGUACUUUGAUGAUGGUGGAUAUUGCGACUUUCUGCUGCUCACGGUAUCGGAGGGUUUGCUGCAGCUGCGCUACAGUAUUGACUGUGCCGAAACUACCAUCACCUCUGAGAAGAUGGUCAAUGACAGCCGCUGGCACUUUGUCACGAUCAGCAGGCACAAUUUGCGGACGGCUUUGGCCCUGGAUGGCCAAACCAAGGAGGAUGAGGUGCGGCCCCAGCGACAGUUCAUGAAGAUUGUUAGCGACCUGUUCCUUGGAGGGCUUCCAGGGGACAUCCGCACAUCGGCCAUCACUCUGCCCUCUGUCCGCGACCUACCACCGUUCACGGGGAUUAUCUCUGAUCUGAGUUAUGGGAACAAGCUGCCCACGCUCAUCAAUAGUCAGAAGGUUCGUUUGGAGAUGAUAGGCCUUUGCACAGAGAACCCUUGUGAGAAUGGAGGGACCUGCUCGCUGGCAGAUGGAGAACCCUACUGUGACUGCUCCAAAACUGGAUAUGUAGGUCGAUACUGCACUGAAGCAGUCCAGAGAAAACCAGGCCUCGCACACCUGAAGGCGGAGCAAGCGAGGGAAGAGAAUGUGGCCACCUUCCGUGGCUCGGAGUACUUCUGUUACGACCUGUCGCAGAACCCCAUCCAGAGUAGCAGCGAUGAGAUCACACUCUCCUUCAAGACCUGGCAACGCAACGGCCUUCUCCUCCACACAGGGAAGUCCGCCGACUACGUCAACCUGGCACUGAAAGACGGGGCUGUGUCUCUGGUGAUCAACCUGGGGUCUGGGGCCUUUGAGGCAAUCGUUGAGCCAGUCAACGGAAAAUUCAAUGACAACGCCUGGCACGACAUCAAAGUGACACGCAACCUGAGACAGGUGACCAUCUCCGUGGAUGGGAUCCUGACCACCACAGGCUACACCCAGGAAGACUACACCAUGCUGGGCUCCGACGACUUCUUCUAUGUGGGUGGGAGCCCCAGCACUGCAGACCUGCCUGGAUCCCCAGUUAGCAACAACUUCAUGGGCUGCCUCAGAGAGGUGGUAUACAAGAACAACGAUAUUCGCCUGGAAUUGUCCCGCCUAGCUCGCAUCGUGGACCCCAAGAUGAAGCUCCAGGGCGAUGUGGUCUUCAAGUGCGAAAACGUACCGACGUUAGACCCCAUCAACUUUGAGACCCCUGAAUCCUACCUGGGCUUGCCAAAGUGGAACACCAAGCGAGUCGGCUCCAUCUCCUUCGACUUCCGCACCUCUGAACCCAACGGGCUCAUCCUCUUCACCCACGGCAAGCCCCAGGACCGGCGGGAUGCGAGGGGCCAGAAGAACAACAAGGUGGACUUCUUUGCAGUGGAGCUGCUGGAUGGAGGGCUGUACCUGCUGCUGGACAUGGGCUCAGGCACCAUCAAGGUCAAGGCCACACAGGCAAAGGUCAAUGACGGGGCCUGGCACCAUGUGGACAUCCAGAGAGACGGUCGCUCAGGCAUCAUCUCAGUGAAUAGCCGCCGGACUCCAUUCACGGCCAGUGGGGAAAACGAGAUUUUGGACCUGGAAGGGGACCUUUAUCUUGGCGGUCUGCCUGACAACAGGGUGGGCCUGGUGCUCCCCACCGAGCUGUGGACUGCCAUGCUCAACUAUGGCUAUGUGGGCUGCAUCCGGGACCUGUUCAUUGACGGACGCAGCAAGGACAUUCGUCAGAUUGCCCAGUCCCAGAAUGUAACGGGCAUCAAGUCCUCAUGUAGUAAGGUGACGGGCAAGCAAUGUGACAGCAACCCCUGCAAGAACAACGGUGCAUGUAAAGAAGGAUGGAACCGCUUCAUCUGCGACUGUACCGGCACUGGCUUCUGGGCGGGUACUUGUGAAAGAGAGGCGUCAAUCCUUUCCUACGACGGCAGCAUGUACAUGAAGGUGGUGAUGCCUAACGUCAUGCACACCGAGGCUGAGGAUGUUUCCCUGCGCUUCAUGUCCCAGAGGGCGUUUGGCCUGCUCAUGGCCGCCACAUCCCGCGAGUCGGCAGACACCCUGAGGCUGGAGCUGGACAGCGGCAGGGUCAAACUGACGGUCAACCUAGACUGUGUCAGGAUAAACUGUAACACCAGCAAGGGCCCAGAGGUUCUUUAUGCCGGACAAAAGCUCAACGACAAUGAGUGGCACUCUGUACGAGUGGUCCGCCGUGGUAAAAGCUUCAAACUCACCGUGGAUGAGGACAUGGCUGAAGGUCAGAUGGCGGGCGACCACACCCGUCUCGAGUUCCACAAUUUGGAGACCGGCAUCCUGACUGAGAGGCGCUUUGUCUCCUCUGCCCCCUCCUCCUUUAUUGGACAUCUGCAGAGCCUCAAGUUCAACGGCAUGCUGUACAUCGACAUGUGCAAGAACGGAGACAUCGACUUCUGCGAGCUCAAUGCUCGUUUCGGCAUGCGCUCUAUCAUCGCUGACCCCGUGACUUUCAAGACCAAGGGCAGCUACCUGGGCUUGGCCACCCUGCAGGCCUACACCACCAUGCACCUCUUCUUUCAGUUCAAAACCACCUCGCCGGACGGGUUCAUCAUCUUCAACAGCGGAGACGGGAAUGACUUUAUUGCUGUGGAGCUGGUCAAAGGGUUUAUCCAUUAUGUGUUUGACCUGGGGAACGGGCCCAGUUUGUUGAAGGGGAACAGCGACAACCCGCUGAACGAUAAUCAAUGGCAUAAUGUGGUGAUCACACGAGACGCUUCCAACACACAUACCCUCAAAGUGGACACAAAGUCAGUCACCCAGAACGUCAACGGAGCCAAGAACCUUGACCUCAAAGGUGACCUGUUCAUUGGAGGCUUGGGACCGAACAUGUACCAGAACCUGCCUAAGCUGGUGGUGUCUCGGGAGGGCUUCCAGGGCUGCUUGGCCUCUGUUGACCUCAACGGCCGUCUGCCUGACCUCAUCAAUGAUGCCCUGUUCCGCAGCGGGCAGAUUGAACGUGGCUGUGAAGUUGGUUUCACCAAAGCCGACCUGCAAGGCCCAAGUACCACCUGCCAGGAGGAUUCCUGCGCCAACAUGGGCGUGUGUAUCCAGCAGUGGGAGAAUUUCACAUGCGACUGCACCAUGACAUCUUACACAGGGACUCAUUGCAACGACCCUGGCACCACCUACAUCUUCGGUAAAGGAGGAGGGCUGAUCACAUACACGUGGCCUAAUAACGAAAGGCCGAGCACUAGGACGGACCGGCUGGCAGUGGGUUUCAGCACAACCAUCAAGGACGGCAUUCUGGUUCGCAUCGACAGCGCCCCACGUCUGGGUGACUACAUCAUGCUCCACAUUGAGCAAGGCAAAAUAGGCGUGACUUUCAACAUUGGGACCGUAGACAUCAGCGUUAAGGAGAGCACCACAGCGGUAAAUGAUGGCAAGUACCACGUGGUUCGAUUCACCAGGAACGGAGGCAAUGCCACCUUGCAGGUGGACAAUUGGCCAAUCAAUGAGCACUUUCCCACAGGCAACAGCGACAUUGAGCGCUAUCAAAUGGCAAAUAAGAAAAUCACGUUCAAAUAUACCCGGCCAGUAGAAGAUUGGCUUCAGGAGAAAGGCCGGCAGCUGACCAUCUUCAACACUCAGGCCACCAUCUCCAUCGGGGGAAAUGACCGGAAGCGGCCCUACCAGGGCCAGCUUUCCGGCCUCUACUACAAUGGCCUUAAAGUUCUCAACAUGGCCGCUGAGGGUCAUGCCAAUAUCAAGGUCAAUGGCAGCGUGAGACUGGUGGGUGACGUGCCGGCCAGCAGGGGCGCGGCACGCACCACCACCUCGGUGCCACCAGAGAUGUCCACCACCUUCAUUGAGACGACGACCACACUCUCCACCACGACCAGCCGCAAGCAACGCUCACCGCCUACCAUUCAGACGACAGACGACAUUGUCUCAUCAGCGGAGUGCUCCAGUGAUGAUGAGGACCUGGAAGAAUGCGACUCCGGUCACGCAGGAGGGGAGCUAGUCAUCCCCGUGCUAGUCGAGGACCCCAUAGACAUCCCUUCUGUAUCCACCCGUUCUCCCUUCAUCCCCCUCCCCCCAACCCUCCGCCCUGUCCUCACCAUUAUUGAGACCACCAAAGAAUCCUUGGCCAUGGCCACUGAGGCGGGGGUACCUUGCUUGUCGGACCGAGGCAGCGAUGAUUGUGAUGAUGGUGAUGGUGAUGGUGGUGAUGAUGGUGAUGAUGAUGAUGAUGAUGGCAUGGUGAUUUCGGGGUUUGGCUCUGGCGAAGCUUUCGACUCUAGCCUGCCCCCGACUGACGAUGAAGAUUUUUACACCACCUUCUCCCUGGUAACAGAUAAGAUCUUGACCACAUCGGCCUAUGAAGGUGGCUACAAAGCCCUCGCGCCCAAGUGGGAGGCCAAGGACUUGAGGCCUAGCAAAGCCUCUGAGGCGGGUAGGACUACACCCACCCCGCCUCUGCCCGACCUCCGGGGCACGCCGCCGGCGGCAGUCCCCUCGGACACGCCGCCCAAGCUGCCCGCCGGGAAAAUGGACAACCGCGAGGUCAAACCCCCGCAGCCGGACAUAGUCCUGCUACCCCUACCCACGUCCUUCGAUCUGGACGGCACCAAACCGCGGGGCCCCCUCAUCACCUCGCCCAUGCUGCGCACGGUGCCCGCCGCCUUGCCCACCGUGCCCGGCGUGGUGCGGCGGGUGCCCCCGGGGGCCUCAGAGGUGAUCCGGGAGUCCAGUAGUACCACAGGUAUGGUAGUGGGCAUUGUUUCAGCCGCCGCCCUCUGCAUCCUCAUCCUCCUCUACGCCAUGUACAAGUACAGGAACAGGGACGAAGGUUCCUACCAAGUGGACGAGACGCGCAACUACAUCAGCAACUCGGCGCAAACCAAUGGCGCUGUGGUGAAGGAUAAAACACCCAGCGGCAGUGCCAAAGGCAGCGCCAGUAGCAAGAGACCGAAAGACAAGGACAAGGAAUAUUAUGUAUAGAGAACAAAAAAAUCAUUUCCCAACAUAUAAAAAAGAUAAAACUGUUUGGAACAAAGAUAUAAACAUUUUGACAGUACCAUAUUGGCAACUGUGAUUUAAAAAGGAAGAAUUCUCUUGAGAACUCAAGAUAUACUGAGUCAUUGAAACAUUUUCAACAAACUACGGCUUAUGGAAGCACACUUACUAUGGUAAGCAUUACGGAGAGACAAUGCAGUACAACUUCAUCGGGACUCGACAAAGACCUUUUCACGGAGUCCCUGCUGGAGACAUUUUGGCAGUGUAAGAUAACAUCACUCUUACAUACACACUAUCCCAAGUGACUGUUAGAGGUGUGUAAUCCUUGGAGUUCUAAUGACCUUGUCCAUUGUAACCCUGUAAAAUACGAUCACUGUCAUUUCGGCCAUUCUGAGCAUGCAUGUGAGGUGUAUGUGACGUGGUGCUGGCAUCUGUGUAAGUGAGGGACCUGAAGAAACAAUGAUUGUCGGGGAAGUUGGAGGUCAAAACCUAAUUUUUGCAUUAAAAAACGGUUUCAUUAAAUGUAACUUUCAUGGAUGCGAUAUGAGGUAAGGUAUAUGUAUACUUCAAGGUGUCUUUGAUUUUUUGAUUUUUUUUUUAAUUCUAUUUAUUUAUGCAUUAAGUUAUUUAUUUAUUUAUUUAUUUAUUUUUGGCCCAGUGCUUUAUUAGAGGGAUGAUAUUCAGUCAGGGUUGACUAGGCAGUGUUCACUAAAUGCUCAGCAGCAAGUGAUAGAGCAAUGUAUCUCAAUAUUUCCUCCCAGCCCCAACCCCUCCCGCCCCCGGUCUCAGCUAAGGAUUGGACUGCUAUGCAUGACAUCCAAAUUCUAGAUGGUGUUCAAGCGUGCAAGAGUGGAACCACCAGGCAAAAUGCUGCAUUGUUAUUUCUUUGAAUUUUAAAUCUCUGAUAGCAUUUCCCCUUCUUUUUGUUGCUGUUUUUCCAUAGACCAGUAGUUUGGCCAUUUAUUACAUUUUUUGUCCAAUUUUCUUUACAUUUCAGGACAUGCUGUGGCAAAUGCAUUAUCAUAAUGUGUCUUGCAGAGAUGGAUUGUUGCAGUCUAAAAAAAAACAAAAAAGCAGAAAAACAAAAAAACAAGACGAGGCUAAAGACUUAUUCCAGUGUGAACAAGUGUGAUUCUAUCUGUUGUCACAGUCAACUGUGUCAAAAACAGCAAAUAUGUUUACAUAUUUUAUUACAUCAUAGCCGUUGUACUUUGCAGGUCAAUAUUGUACAUAAAAUUCUAGUUUCUUUUGAUUUUUUUUAGUACUCUUACUGUAUAGACAGACCAUUUGAUUUGGUUUUAUUGGUGUACUAACAUGACAAAAAUCAAAUCUUGUUUUUUUUUCUGCCAGGAAAGCCUGGAGAUAAAGUGAUGUGCACAGGAAUAUUUUGUUUCGGCGGGGGAGCAAAUGUUGUUAGAUUAGAAUUCUAGUCUCUCUGGAUGGUGUUUCUCUAAGUCGCAUGAAUAUUUGACCACUGGAAGCUGUCAAUCAAAUAGAAAACACCUUCCCCAGAUCUUGUAUUAGGGACUUGUCCUUAUUAUGAAAUUACUUUCAUGUUAUUUAUUUUUUUAUUGGAGAUUUAAAAAAAAAAAAAAAAAAGAUUAAGAGAAUAAAGAAAGAUUGUGUUGGAUUUGGAGACCUAUUGCUGCCACCUUACUGACUUAAAGGUGUUUUUUUCCCUCUUGCUUUUUUUUAUACUGUGAUGUCUCUGUUCCUGUCUGUCCAGCUCUUCUUUUUUGCAUUUGAUUUUUUCUUUUCUGUUAUUGUGUAGCUUAAUUUCAAGUCUCUCAUUUUUAUGACAUUUUCUUCUGGCAAUGUUGUUCUUUUUUUUUAAAAAAAUUAUUAUUUAUUGCUAAAGUUCAUUCAGUUUUCAUUCAUUUUCAUGCAGACUGGUCAGUGUGUAUGUUCACUUUGAUUUUUUGUGUUGGUACUUGGCUUUUCAACUUGUUAAUUACUGUCUUAUGCUCCUUUGACUCCAAACAGUUCCCAGAAAUAAAAUGUUGUUCCCAAA